AUGUUUCAAAAAUUGUUCAAGUGGUUAGUUGGUUUUUUCGAAGAAGAGAAUAUGUAUUCAGUUAUACCAAGUAACUGGGUGUAUAGAGGUGACAAUGGUAAUUUUUUAUGUAAAUGGCCUGCUAAACAAAUAGUCACGGAUAUAAUGCUUUUGAAAGCUAUCAACCCAGAAUCUAACUGGUUAUCAUACCCAGUUACCAUUAUUGCUACUUUUGACACUUAUGAACAAGCUUAUCAAAAAGAAAGACAAAUAUUUUUAUCAUCAGAAUCUGAGAGAAGCCUUGGUCGAGGAAAGAGGGUAAAAAAGUCAAACAAGAAAAAUAACGACACUGAUACUGGUACUUAA
Macrosiphum euphorbiae (potato aphid) is the source of this 345-nucleotide messenger RNA. NCBI's taxonomy places the organism in Eukaryota, Metazoa, Arthropoda, Insecta, Hemiptera, Aphididae. The record is from the annotation of a GenBank genome assembly.